AUGAGCUCUGCAAUCAAUUUUCUUUAUGAACCUUUCUCCAGUAGCGGCGGAACACAGUCUCACGACCAAGGUUUAAAAUGUGCUAAAUGCGUGAAGAAAGAGCCGUUUGAAAGAAGAACCAUCAUAAUUAUAGACGCUAUUUGCGCCCCCCAUGAACUGGACCACUUAGCUGCCACGCUAUGUAAUGCACCCAUUCUAAAUGACGACGACUUUAUAUCGGUGGUUGCCGUCAACCGGUCAGGCCAUGUUGUUUUACACAAUGUUGCCGGCUCCAAGCAUAGUACAGUGUUUUCAAUUAAUGAGCUUAUGACCCAAUAUAAUCUUACUAAAUUGAAUACCAGUUAUUUCGAGAAAAGGAUACGAGAGAAUGACCAAACUCCAUAUUGGUUUGAUAAAUCCGCCCAAAAUUCUUUGAAAGAGCUAUUGCGGGAAAUCUGCGAAACUGCGAGCAAAGGCCAAGGCAAUUCCAAAAGGGACAAGCGUUGUACCGGGUUAGCGUUAUUGGUGUCCUCCGUGCUGGCUUCUCAAUGCAUUUCGUCAAGUUGUUGUAAUAUAGUUUCAUUCCUCAACGGUCCAUGUACAAAGGGUGGCGGCAAAGUCAUGUCAAGGGAACGCAGCGAACAUAUGAGGCAAAACCACCACUUUGAUUCGGAAAAUCCAAAAUUGCAACUGUCAAAAAAUUCAAGAAAGUUUUAUAGGAAGUUUGCGGAGAAGUUUGGAAGGGAAAAUCUGAUUUAUGAAUUUUUCAUUAGCUCGUUGGAUCAGAUCGGCGUACUGGAAAUGGCGCCAUUAAUAAGCUCAUCAAUUGCUGUUUCUCAAUUUGAUUCAUUCAAUGAUGAUAGGUUCGACAAAUCUUUCCAGAAAUAUUUGAGCUUGCGUAACCAAAACGCUAUUUAUAACUGUCAGUCGAAAUUAAUAACUACAAGGAACACUUCUAUCAUAAACGGGGUUCCUACUAACAUUUUGAACCCUAAGCAUAUAUCUCUCCCCGUGAAAAUCCCACUACAUCGUAGCUCCACAAGUAAUACCGUAAAGUUUCAAACCACAUUUGAAAAUCAACGACAAAAAUAUACAAGAACUGAAACUGCUUUGCUACCGAAUCCUGAUGAUCCCUUUCGGAUUCAAAAUGAGAUUGUACUAUCAAUGAAAAAAAUGGCUUCAGAAAUUGUUGGUGACUUCGACUACUCAUCCCAUCGUGCCAAGAAAUUACUCAAGCAAUUGAUCCUACUACCAAACCAAAUCCGGGAAACAGACAUAGACAGAGUGAAACUUAUAGAAUGGUGUUAUUAUUUAUAUAAGUCACCCCUACUAUCGACCAGGAAUACUUCUUUGGAUGAAAGAUAUCUCUUCCUUCAUCAAAUACUUAAUUCUAAUCGAAACACUUGUCUGUCACUUUGUAAACCAUAUAUUUGGGGAUAUGACGAUUCAAAACAAGACUGGGUCGUAUUGGAUAUUCCAUUAACAAGAGCUCAGAUACUUCAAGAAACUAAAUACACUUUAUGUGUCGAUGGCGGAUCAUAUCUAGUUUUAAGGAUGGGUGAGCUUUUGCAGAAGGAGGGUCGGGAGUUUUGUUGCAGGCUUUUGAAUGAUUUACAGAGGUUUCCGCAACCCCUAUACGUCGAGACUAAAAUAGGUGGUAGUCAGGACCGCUUCCUGAAGAGUAAAAUCAUUCCUUUGGAUAACACCGACAAAAAAACUCUUGAUACAGAGGAUAUGUCAUUCCAAGAAUUUUCCAAUUUAUGUACCAGCCCAAAUAGAAACAAAUAA
Saccharomyces kudriavzevii IFO 1802 is the source of this 1767-nucleotide messenger RNA. RefSeq names its product GTPase-activating protein NEL1 (gene NEL1). Bases 1 to 1767 code for a protein of 588 amino acids. The transcript has a single exon. NCBI's taxonomy places the organism in Eukaryota, Fungi, Ascomycota, Saccharomycetes, Saccharomycetales, Saccharomycetaceae. Gene Ontology annotation, cellular component: COPII vesicle coat; endoplasmic reticulum exit site. Gene Ontology annotation, biological process: endoplasmic reticulum to Golgi vesicle-mediated transport; intracellular protein transport; COPII-coated vesicle cargo loading. Gene Ontology annotation, molecular function: GTPase activator activity. The record is from RefSeq and is a predicted model, not a curated record.